Messenger RNA from Brachypodium distachyon (stiff brome), 1725 nucleotides. RefSeq lists its product as uncharacterized. The coding region runs from base 329 to 1369 and encodes 346 amino acids. Lineage: Eukaryota; Viridiplantae; Streptophyta; Magnoliopsida; Poales; Poaceae. The record is from RefSeq and is a predicted model, not a curated record. The transcript is spliced from 3 exons.
UUUUUUCUUCGCUUUCUUUCCUUCACCCCUCCCUCUUUCUCGGGCAUCUCGCUGCGGGCGCCCCAGCCCCCUCGCUCGUCAUCCUCCUCCCGCACCGACUGGAUUCCAGUAGCGCAAGCGCCGCCACCGCCACCGCCAGUUGAUCCACCCUUUGAUUCUACCACUCCCGACCGUUUCUCCUCCCAUCACCCCACAAAUCGAUUCUGCCUGUAGCUCCCCAUUUUAUCUCCUUAAUCUCCCCUAAUUCGUGACCGAGGCAAAAAUCAAGGCAGGGCGGCCGCCCUACCUUUGCCUACUGGGUUCUCCGCCCGUGCGGUUAGGAGUCAGGAUGAAGUCCAAGACUAAUAGGGGCAUGCAGAAGGCAGUGCGGGUAGAUCACCUGCAAGGAGGAGGACCGAAUUGGGUUCUUGUUGCUGGAGGAGUUUUGCUAAGCACACUUUCAGUCAAGCUCGGGUGCAAAAUAAAGCAAAUGUUUGAUACGAAGCAGCAGGAUACCACUUCCAAAGCCAAAAGAAGACCUGGAGCAUGUGAAUUGCACUCAAACCUCUGCCGGUUCCGUGACCAAUCAAGCUGCUACUAUUGUAUUUCAGGUGCCUCUUCUGUAUUUGGGCAUUCAGAUGGUGAGGUGGAAGUCAAUCAUGGACCCUCAAGUCCUUUAUCAAAAUCAGCCGAACCGUCGCUUCCACUUGUAAAGAUACCAGGGCCAGAAUCAAGCAAAGACAACAAUGGCGUCAUGUGGAUAUCAUCACCUGACCGGCUUGAAAAUCCUCGUAAACCAUUUCAGUACUCGAACAAUUCUGGCUCUCCAUGUGUAUCAGAAUCAGGGUCUGACAUUUAUAGCAAGAGAGAGGUCAUACAGAAGCUGAGGCUGCACCUCAAGAGACGUGAUGAGAUGAUCAUGGAGAUGCAAGCUCAGAUUGCUGAUCUUAAGAACUCUCUUGCUAUCCAGGAGACACAGUCCUCAAAUAUGCAAUCUCAGCUGGAUGCCGCUAACCGAGAUAUGUUUGAAUCUGAGCGGGAGAUUCAGCAUCUGAGAAAGAUCAUUGCAGAUCAUUGUGUUGCUGAAGCACUUUCUCACGAUAAGCAGUUGCAUGCUGGACAUUGGCAGUCAGAUGCCACCAAUGGCCAUGCUAAUGCCUAUACUGAUAGCAGUGUUGAUGACCCUGAGCUGCAAUUUAUGGGUAUCGAGAAGAAGAAGGGAGAGGUGGAGAGGGUGGAGAUGCUCAAGAGGGAGGUCGGCGAGCUGAAGGAAGUCAUCGGAGGGAAGGACUUCUUGCUUCACAGCUACAAGGAGCAGAAAGUGGAGCUCUGCUCUCAGAUCAGGGAAUUGCAGGGAAAGCUAUCUUUGCAAGUGCACAACAUCUUGUAGGAUUGAUACAUAAUGUUUGGUUGCUAAAGGAGCCCUGCUCCCAUUCACCACUAGUUUGCAAGGGAAAUCUGUCAGCACACAGCCCAAGCAUCCUAGGAUAUUUGCAGAAUGUUAGGUUGAUUGGCUCCUUUCUUUUCGGUCGUAUUGCUGCUAGGUUUUGAUUUGCUUUCGUUCUCUCCAGUUUCCUCCCUUGGUUGAUUAGUGGUAACCCUUUUCAGUUGCCAGACCUAGGAUAGACCUAGACUUUACAUGUUUUCAGUUUGCAGGCACAUCUGCAGCGUUUAUGUUCAUAAGAUUUUGAUUUGACACUGCUGUGGGCGGUUACAUCACAUAUAAUUGAGCUCCUCUUCUUUUCA